ACUCAGUACUCAGUACUGUGAUUGUGAAUCCUACUGAAAUCUGAACUGAAAUGAUUUGGAAUUUUUAGGAAUAGUGGAAAAAUAAACAAAACUAGAUGAUAAGAUACCUACUGAAAAUAUAGGACUGUGUUGUGUUGUGUGAGAAAAGCUUUUCCAAACUAUUUUAGUUUAGGUAUUCAAUUUAUUAAUCUCAAAUUGCAAAUUCCUCUACUAAAACCUUAAAGUGAUGAGUGGAUAUUGCAAUUAAAUUUAUCAUAGGUGGAUGCCUUUAUAAAAUGAGCUUAUGGAAAUAUAUUUGAACUCGGUAAGCAAAUAUACAAAGUCCGUCCCUGUUUGGUUCCUCUUUUUAACAAAUCCUGCUGCGCUAGGUAUGUAUGCCCCAAUAGCGGCCGGAUAACACUAGCAUUCGCGGAGGAGUUUGCUACGCUCGCCCACGCACCAGCUCUGAUAUGUGCAGCCCUCAAAUCGUUUUAGAUUCAUGUUAAUUUUUCAAGUGAUCAAAAAAAUUUUCAAUAAUCUAAUAGUCCUCUAAUAAUUAAGUAAAAUCUUGGAAAAACUGAAAAACAUUAAAAAAUUUCAAGUGAAAACGUGAAAUACUAUACUCUCUUAUCAGUAGAAACUGUGAAAUUGCAUUUUUUUUUUGUGAUCAAGCUUAAUUAUUAUUAGGAAAUAUACAAUUUAUUACACAAAUUUGAGUUUUAAGAUGUGUAUGGGCCCUGGCCUGGCGACAACUUAAGCCGGCCUGGGCCCUCAGCCAUGCUCAUCAAGGAGUACCGCAUCCCCUUGCCGCUCACAGUGGAAGAGUACCGAAUAGCCCAGCUUUAUAUGAUAGCAAAAAAAAGUCGCGAGGAAAGUAGUGGGCAAGGCAGCGGAGUAGAGAUCCUAAUCAACGAACCAUAUAAAAAUGGACCUGGUGGAAAAGGUCAAUACACAAAAAAGAUAUAUCACGUUGGUAGCCAUUUGCCAGGAUGGAUCAAAAGUAUAUUACCAAAAACCGCCCUAAUGGUAGAAGAAGAGGCCUGGAAUGCAUAUCCUUACACCAAAACCAGGUACACGUGCCCCUUUGUCGAGAAAUUUUAUUUGGAAAUAGAAACCUAUUAUUUUCCGGACAAAGGACAUCAAGAAAAUGUAUUUCAAUUGUCUGGCAGCGAUCUAAGAAAUAGAAUUGUUGAUGUGAUUGAUUUUGUCAAAGACCAAUUAUAUGGUGCAGAUUAUGUCCCGACUGAAGAUCCUGUUGUUUAUGUCUCGGAAAAAUCGGGACGUGGGCCAUUGUCGGAUAACUGGGUAGACGAAUAUUGGAGUGACGUUCAUGGCAAGCCACAACCUACACCUUCUGGAAAAUCCAUGAUGUGUGCCUACAAACUGUGUAGAGUGGAGUUUAGAUAUUGGGGAAUGCAAACAAAGAUUGAGAAAUUUAUACAUGAUAUUGCAUUACGUAAAACCAUGUUACGAGCCCAUAGACAAGCUUGGGCAUGGCAAGAUGAAUGGCACGGGCUCAAUAUGGAAGACAUACGAGAAAUUGAGAAGCAGACGCAAUUGGCUUUGAAGAGAAAAAUGGGACAAGUGGAAGAGGAUGAAAUAGACGAAGACGACAAUCUGAAUAAUAGUACGUCCAAGGAAGAUUCGUGUAAGACUUUGGCAGCCACUCUUGGCAGUAUUGAAGUAGCAGAGGACAGUCCAUUGCUAUCAAAAAACACAAACAUUCCAAGGAUACAAACAGCUGCUAGUUCUGAUGCUGAAGGGUCAGAUGAUGAUAAUGUGACUGUACCAAGAAGACGUGAUGAUAAAAGAGUUCAUAGGAAUUUGCAUUCGCCCAGCUGCUCGUCUGUCAAAAGUUUCGAUCUACAAGUUGCCAACUGGCGAAUUGAGACUCUCAGCAGAGAUUCUGAUUCAGGCUCCGAUGAAGAGUUUUUUGACUGUGAAGAGUCUGCUUCUCUGGCUAAAUGGAGCUCAUUGGAUCUUUUGUUGGAAGAAGAUUUAGAUGCCUCUUCUCCUACAUACAUUGAUAAUAGUGGAAAUGACCAAUCAGAUGACAGUAUAUUUUCUCCAUCAUUCCUACAAAGAGUAUCCAGUGAAAGAGGCACUAGAAAAGCUAUGCAAAAAGGCAAAAUUGGUUCAGUGGAUACUUCAAGACCUGGUUCACCUUGUGCCACUCCUUCUCAUGUUCCUUGCAAUACUACUGUGUUAAUAUUGGUGCUGCAUGCUGGAAGUGUUUUGGAUGCUAACGUAGAUAUGUCUGCCAAAAAGUCGGACGUAACGACUUUCAAAGGGGCAUUUGAAUCCGUUAUGCGCCAACAUUAUCCUUCUCUUGUGGGACAUAUAGCAAUUAGGUUGGUAUCUUGCCCUUCUGUAUGUACAGAAAGCUUAGGAAUAUUAUCUAGUCUUAGUCCAUAUAGUUUUGAUGUAUCUCCAUCCUGUGUAGAUGUUCCUCAAGUGACACAUGAUUCCAUACCAAUUGGAGCAAUUCCCAUCCUAGCUACGGGUUCCUCUGAUUAUCAGGAAAUUGUGUCUCGGACAAUCAAUGCUGCUAAUUCUGUUUACCAAGAAUUCGUAAGAUCUGAAGAAGGUCAAGGAUUCAAUGGGCAAAUAUGUUUUGUAUCAGAUUCUCUAGGAUCAAUUUUAGGCUACGAUGCUUUGUGUAGAACAAAUAAUUCCUAUACACAUACUAGACAUCUAAGUGAAAAUAGUGUAUUAGAUAAUGACCACAAAGAUGAAUAUAUAAAUGACCCUUUUUUAACAACAUUCAAUCCAAGAAGAUUAUCAUCCACCAUUGACUAUCAUGCAAAACUCGAAUUUGAAGUAUCCGACUUUUUCCUAUUUGGCAGUCCUUUGGCAUUGGUGCUUGCCUAUAGAAAAAUAUCUGCGCCAGAUGAAAAAUCAGGAAACAUAAACCGUCCACCGUGUAUUCAGGUCCACAACAUGUUCCAUCCAACUGAUCCUGUAGCAUCUAGGCUAGAGCCGCUACUGUCAGCAAGAUUUUCUAUUCUACCUCCAGUUAAUGUGCCAAGAUAUGCAAAAUAUCCUUUGGGCAACGGACAACCCUAUCAUUUAUUGGAAAUUUUGCAAACUAAUCCACAACUAUUUAAUGACCAAGCUCAGCCGAGACGUUUGUCUGAAAUUUCAAUUCAAAGUACAGUAUCUGGCAUGAUAGAAUCUAUUCCACUUACUACAGUUAAUAAUUUGCAACAAAAAUGGUGGGGAGGAAAACGUCUAGAUUACGCUCUCUAUUGCCCAGAAGGACUGUCAAAUUUUCCAACUAACGCUCUUCCCCAUUUAUUCCAUGCCAGUUAUUGGGAAAGUUGUGAUGUCAUUGCAUUUAUUUUGAGGCAAGUUGGUGGAAUAGAUAGCGGUUCCGGUGGUGGAGGCAUGGAUGAAGGUAGAGAGAGUACCUUUAGACCUGGCCAGCCGAGAGAAAAAUGGAAUAAGAAGAGAACUUCUGUGAAAUUAAAGAAUGUUACUGCAAAUCAUCGGGCCAACGAUGUAAUAGUACGUGAGACCGCACCACAAGUUUUGACAGCCAGUUUCAAGUACGGGCCUCUAGAUAUGAUUACUUUGACCGGUGAGAAAGUGGAUAUUCACAUAAUGAAGGACCCUCCGUCCGGAGAAUGGACGUUGUUAUCAACAGAAGUCACUGAUAAAGCUGGUAGAGUUUCUUAUACGAUUCCUGAGGCUCAAAGUGUGGGAUAUGGAUUGUAUCCUAUAAAGAUGAUUGUGAGAGGGGACCAUACAUCAGUGGACUUCUAUUUAACAGUAGUCCCACCAAAAACAGAAACCAUCGUUUUCAGUAUAGAUGGUUCGUUUACAGCAAGUGUCUCGGUUACUGGGAGAGACCCUAAAGUGAGAGCAGGUGCAGUGGACGUUGUGAGGCACUGGCAAGAGUUGGGCUAUUUAAUUAUCUACAUAACUGGAAGACCCGAUAUGCAACACCGAAAAGUGGUUUCAUGGUUGUCACAACACAACUUUCCCCAUGGGUUGGUUUCUUUUGCUGAUGGCUUUACAACUGAUCCGUUAAGUCACAAAGCAGCUUAUCUUAAUAAUCUAAUUCAGAAUCAUGGCGUAAUAAUACAUGCAGCCUAUGGCAGCGCAAAAGACAUUACCGUUUACACAAGUAUCGGACUAAAGCCGAAACAAAUAUAUGUAGUGGGAAAGGCUUCCAAGAAACAACAAAGUCAAUCUACGGUCUUGAAUGAAGGUUAUGCAGUGCACCUGGCAACUUUAAUGUCUCACGGAGGCUCGCGACCUGCGCAAGGAAACGCACGAAUGGUCAUUCCCAGAGGCUAUUUUGGUUUGCCUGGACAAACUAUAAGUAGAAGAAGGAGUUACGACCAGGGAGGCAUUUCGUCGCCUGCCAGAAGUUGCGUAGCAGUGGCAACAGCUGCUUUUUUGAAACGCAAAGUUUAUGUUAGUCACAUGUCAGCCAAAAGAGCAACAUCGUAUCCUAUUUCUCCAGAUAAUCCCCUACCAGUUGAAAGAUCGUUGAGUACCAAACGAUAUCACCUACCAAAACCAGUGUUAUCUGUAACACCCAUUAGUAAUAUGGAUUCUUGAAUGGCUUCUUUAAAGAAAAAUACUAUUUUUAGGAUUGUUAACAAGAUUUGAAGAUUACCAGAUUAGGUAUCUCCAAUUUCAAUCAAUGAUAUGGACAAAAAUAUAAAGUGCAAUCUAUAGGACAGUACGUCUUUGUUUUAAGCUAUAUGUAUAUUUUCAUGAAUUUAUGUACCAACUCUAAAAAUAAAAAUAAGUUUGAAGUAGUUAAAAUUGGUGUUGAAUCACUAAAUUAAUACAAAUAUUUAAAUAUCAUGAACUGGCAGUUUGGGUAAUUUUUAUGUUUAACAAAUGUCAGGAUUCUAGAGCAGUAAAAAAAACUAGUUCUUGUAAACAGUAUUAACUAAGUAUUUUUUUAAAGCCACUAUUCUAUAUGAAGCUUUUAUGAAAAGUUCAAAGUAGAUUGGUGUUCUAUAAUUAUCUCGAAUUAAUAGUUUGUAUUCAUUAUAGUUCUGUAUCCUAAAGAAAUUGUAUUAAAUAAUAUGCAUAUUGUUCAUACACGAAAUACAUUAUUAUAAAAAAUAUUUAUUUUAAAAAUCAAAAAUUGUGAUCUGUACUUUAAAAGACUUGUUAAAAUAUCUCUAACUUUUUUUUAUUGUUAUAAAUGUUAAAAAUAUAUCGCAAUAUAUUCAAGAUUAUUGGUAUAAUCAUCAAAAAUAUUGUAUGUAAAAAGCUAGUUGAAUUUUUAUUAUGUAGGACUUAUAUUUGUUAAAAAUCAUACUUAAAUGUGAAUGACAAUGUUUAAUUGUUAGUAAGUGUUGCCCAUCAUGUGAUUCUGUUAAGCUCUAAUCUCAUAAAUACAUUUAUCAAAAUGGUUCAUAUUAUAGAGACCUAUUGAGUUUCUAACAAAUUCUGUGGAUUAGAAUUUGCAAGCAAAACUGUGUUGACCACAUAGAAAAUUGUAAUUUUCUUUUCUAUAAGAAUCCCUAUUAAAAUUAAAAAUACAUUUCAUAGUGUGCUAAAAGGUUCAGGGAUCUUUAUAUUUUAAAAUAAUUAAACAUAAUUAUUUUUCAUCUUUACAGAUAAUGUCCUAAGUGUUUGAGAUAGAGUAGAGAUAAUGGAUUUUGGAAAUAAAAUUCCUUUUUGUUAAAACAUUAUGCCGACGUUUCCACCAUAUAUUUGGUCUUUUUCACAGGCUACAAACAAAAAAAUGGUCUUAAAAUGUAUGAUGGGACACAAACGAAAAAUUCUUAGACAUAAAUCAUAAACCGCAUAACACAAAUUUCCCUGGAUUGACGUCAAACGCCCUUGCUGAUAAAAAAAAAUAGGCAUGAUGUAAAUCCUUUGCACUAAUAAUGGCUUUAACAGAUUAAUUAAUUACUGCCUGUUUUUUUGUUAUUUUUUAUAAUUUUUUUUUUACUGCGUUUUUAUUUCAUUCACAUUUCUCAUGCCAUGUGUAUCCAGGGAAAUUUGUGUUAUUCGGUUUAGAAUAAUAUGAUCUAUGCCUAGGAAUUUUCCGUUCGUGUCUUGCCAUACAAACAUUUUAAGACCAAAUAUAUGGUCGAAACGUUCUAAACCUAUUACCUCUACUCUAUAAUUAUUUUUUAAAGACAUAGCUUUAUGUGAGGCAUUUAAAACAGCAUUAUUUUUAUUAUCUUGAAAUUCAUAAUAUAAACAUACAAUGUAGCUAUGUUACAUCAGAUAAGGCUAUUUUUGUUUAGUGAAAAUAGAGAUUUUUAUUAAGAGA
This is a messenger RNA of Ceutorhynchus assimilis (cabbage seed weevil), 6232 nucleotides long. The record is from the annotation of a GenBank genome assembly. NCBI's taxonomy places the organism in Eukaryota, Metazoa, Arthropoda, Insecta, Coleoptera, Curculionidae.